Molecule: messenger RNA, 11624 nt
Organism: Danio aesculapii
Lineage: Eukaryota; Metazoa; Chordata; Actinopteri; Cypriniformes; Danionidae
Gene: ash1l
Product: ash1 (absent, small, or homeotic)-like (Drosophila)
Cellular component (GO): nucleus
Molecular function (GO): DNA binding; chromatin binding; protein binding
Source: RefSeq, a predicted model, not a curated record
GCCUGUGAGAAUGCCCGUGCUGUACUGACAGAAACGAUACGGGCUAAGCAGACAUGGAGGCCCGAUUGACGAGAGAGGCCCGUUCCGACGCGCCUGAGCUCCACUAACUCGGACCCGGAGAGGAAUUCGGGCGACAUAUCGGAUUAUCACGGCAAUUUCAAGAUAAAUAUCCGAGCGACCAUGCUGGGAGGAUUUUGACCGCAAAUUAUGUGAACGCCGUUCUAGAUCGCUAAGUUUGAAGGUGAGAGGGCUGGGCAUUUGGGAAGGGACGACACUGCUUCAACCCAACAAGGAUAUCUUUUCCAACCUCUGUUUUAACCCCCCUUCCCCUUCCCCUCAAUUUCACUCUCUUCUUCAAACCUGAUAUCUACACAGACCUCCAGUACCUACCUAUAAGUGCGAGUGAGAACAUCCUGUCCCACUCAAGCCCCCCUUGUUCCCCAAAUCACAAAUGGAUCAGAGGACACAGGGGGGGCCUUCUACGCCGCCCCCACUCCCUGCCAAUGCCCCCCCAGCAGAACGUGAGAAAGAAGGUGUAGGAGGAAAGAAGGACGAUGAAGAAGAGAAAAAGAAACGGGAGAAACCAAGAGAUGGGGCACAGAAUGAAACUAGUGGUGCUGAAAGUGGGACUGGUGACCAGCCGCAACAACCCACACAGUUUUCGGUCAAAGAGACCAGCUACUCUGAGGGUAACGUUAAGCUCAAAAUAGGCCUGCAGGCCAAACGCAUGAAGAAACCUCCUAAGAUCCUGGAGAACUAUGUCUGCCGGCCAGCCUUCCGAGCCACUGUAAGGCAUAGUGGCGGUAGAGGUGGAGGACGUGCUAAUCGUGGGGCUGGAGCCAGUGAUGCAAAUAGCAACUCUACUAGCACAAGUAAUGGAAAGGAAGGGGAGAAAAAGCCCUCUGUCAACCGAGGAGCACCUCAGUCAGCUGCUGCUCCUGCUGCUACUACUCCCUCACCCUCUCUUCCUCCUCCAGCUUCCAUCAACACUGUCACUCCUGUGAAUGGAAGUGCUCCAGCAAAAAGGGGUCCUCCAAAACUUGCCUGCAAAUCAGAGGGAAAGGCUGAUGUAAAAUUUGUUGCUUCUUCAGAGAAACCCCUUAAUCUCCAUCGGCCCAUGACAGAAAGCAAAUCACACUCCUCUGGAAAGAAAAACCAUGUUCCACAAACAAACUCUGCCCCUGCCCCAUCUCCACCAGCAGUGCCCUCAGCUGCCACAUCGCAACAGGACCCUAAAAUAGAUGGAAUCUUAAAAACGCCUCAAUGCAAUUUUUUGGAGGGGCAGAAGGAACAAGAAAGAGGAAUUUCAUCUUGGGGUACUCCUACAGUAACUGAAAAACUUGCUCAGCUCAUAGCUACAUGCCCACCUUCAAAGUGCCCUAAGCCAAAAGCCCGGAAGGUAUCGCCAGCUCCAGCACACAGUAGCUCACCUCCAUUAAUUUCUAAUCUGCAGCGCCCUGAACGGGCAAUGGCUAAUAGGAACACCUAUUCCAGGGCGGUUCACCUUGCCCCACCACCACCUGUAUCACGGCCCCCAGGUCGCCCAUAUGGGUCUAAAAACAAAGACAGUAUCCUUGAGAAAUUUUCUGGAACUUCUAAAAAAGAGGAAUCAGAUGGACUUUCAAAAGGGGCCUCCGGUAGCAGCAGCAGCACAACCACCACCAUCACUAGUUCUGCACUGUCUCAAAACAGCAGUCGCUUGACGACAACAGCAUCCACAAAUGAAAGCACUGACAACAACAACAUAGAUGGAAUGAAAUCUCAGUCUCGUCUUGGGCAUUGCCCAUCUCAUUCUUCAUCCACAGCAGCUUCACCACCAUUUUCUUCUUCAUCCUCCUUAGAGAGAAUAGGAAGUACAAGCUGUCACAUAGGUUUGCCAGGCUCACGCCCUAAAGCAAGCCCCUCUCGAAUAGAGGAUUUUAGUGAGAAAGACAAAGAGCGUGACCGGGAAAAGGACACAGACAGUGCAAGAGAUUUAAGUAAGGGUAUCACUCCAGCUAUAACUGGGAAACAAGAUGCAAAAGAAAGGUGUUCUUUAUCAGCUCCUCGAAAUGACAGGGGUAAGAGCUCAAGCCCAGUCAAACGUAGUCCCAAUCAGGAAAGUCGUGUUAGUGGGGUUCCAAGUCCUGCUGAGUCCACCAAAUGCACUAUUUCUCCUUCAUACCCUUCUGGUGCCAGCAGGAGCCCACCACCGCUAUGCGAUGACACUGGGGCUAUUUCUCCUGCAUCACCAUCUGAGCAGGAUUCAAAACCUCUUAAGAAGCGACGAGGACGACGACCUCGUUGGACAAAGGCAGUGAGUCGCACCCACAAGUCUUUACAUGAGUCUCCUAACCAUCAGCAAAUCCCCACACCAAUGCCAUCAGGGCUUUCUUUCUCAUCCCCUAUUCGGGAGUCUGUGGAACAGCCUCUCAGUGACAGUUACACAUCCCCAGAGGAUUCUGAUAUUUUCGAUACUUCGCCCAAGAAGAGAGGACGUCCAAAGACCAAAAUGCCACGAUUAGAUGCACCAGCACAUGGCUGCACCCCAAACAAGUUGGCACCCUCAAAAUCCUUCUCCAGUCUGCUCAAGUCUAAGGAAGAGCAGGACCCCCCUGUUUUGCACCCUGAAGUGGAUUUUAAUCCACCUAAAAUGAUGGCAAGAAAGCGAGGGCGACCUAAGCGCUCCCCUCCAACUCUUCCUCAAGAAACCCAGCCCCCAACUCUUGCUCCUGAGUCAGGGGAAGCUUCAGUUGGAAAACCUUUUCGUAAUAAGGGCAAUGGGCAGCUCAUUAUGAAGACGAUCAUAGGCAAAAUCAAUAAAAUGAAGACAGUAAAACGGAAGAGGCUCCUCAGCCAAAUACUGCUUGGGCCAAAACCAGCAGAUGAGCAGGAGUGCUCAAGAAGCAGUGGGCCAACAGGGUCUCCAGUUGCUACUAAACCACAGUCCCUGACAUCACUUGCUGCUACAUUUGGGGGCAAAUUAGGGCCCCAAAUUAAUGUGAGCAAAAAGGGGACAAUAUAUAUGGGUAAAAGAAGGGGUCGCAAGCCAAAAACAUCAACUAAUCCCUCCCCAGGUGCCCCUACACCCCCUCCCGAGCCUUUCUUAUCACCAAACACUUCAUCCCCACAUCAUCACCAGGCGCAGGCUUUACAAAACCAACCACACCAGUUGCCUCCGUCUGAGGUGUUCCCUUCGCCAUCACUAUCACAGUCAAGUGGGGGCCAAAGCCCCAUUAGUGAUGCUAGCUUUGUUGAGCCUGGCUCAGUGCAUUUCUCAUCUCUCCCACACUGCAGCCAUUCCCAUCAGGUCCACCACUCAUUCUCAUUUCCUCCGCCUACUUUUUCAGCCCCCUCUGCUCGAUCUGUAGCAAGUGCUGCAACAUCCACUGCACACCCAUCUCAGAAGAAGUCCUCUUGCCGGGGUUACCAUCAUCACCAUCACCAUUACCGGCAGCACUAUCAUUAUCGAAAAUUUUCUCCUCCAAGGCCACUAUUGCCAACGUCUCCAGCUCCUUUGAGUGAGCUGAAAGAAGCCACACCUUCUCCAGUCAGUGAAUCACACAGUGAAGAGACUGUACCCAGUGACAGUGGCAUUGGAACAGACAACAAUAGCACCUCUGACCGUGGGGAAAAAGCUGGAAGUGCCAGUGGCUUACCUGGUGUGGGGGUCUCACAGGGUAUGGCAGGUGGACUCUUAAUGCCUGGAGUCAUAGGUCCAGGUAUUGGAACAGGAAUUGGACUUUCUUCAAGAGGUCGGAGGAGGCACUCAUCUUCAGUUCUUCUAGAACAUCCCUCACCUACACCCUCACCACUUGGAGUGAGAGCAUCACCUGACCCAAGAAGACCGCACCCAGCUGCCCCAUCUUCUGCUUUGGUUGGACAUAAAGAGAAGCACAAGCAUAAGUGCAAGCGUCGUGGACAUGGCUGCCCUAGCUAUGACAAACUAAAAAGGCAAAAGCGUAAACGCAAGAAGAAGUACCUGCAGUUACGGUCACGCCGACAAGAUCCAGAUUUUUUGGCUGAUUUGGAUGAGAUAUGUGUACAGCUCAGUGAUAUACGAAUUUCUCAUCGAACACCUACACUUCGUUUGGGCAGCAGCAUAGGUUUGGGUGCCGGGGCUGGUCCUGGCCGUGGGUCUGGCUUGGGAAGUACCAGACCUAGCAGCAGCCUUGGAGGCGGAACCAAUCCACCACCCCAUCACUAUCUGCAUAGAGAUCUAUUACCCACAAUAUUCAGGAUAAAUUUUAGUGGGUAUUAUUCACCCCACCCAGCCUACCCAUGUGAUUCACUUCAUUACGUUCGUAAGCCAGAUCUUAAAAAGAAAAGAGGGCGACCACCUAAGCUUCGGGAAUCUAUAUCAGAAGUACCUUUUGUACCUGGUUUAGGCUUUCCCCUCUCCAGUGGAGGUUUCUAUCACCCAUCUUAUGGUGUCCCAUACUCUUCUACCCCACUGGGACUUGGCUACUAUCGUGGUUAUACCCCACCAAGUGCCCUGUACCCCCAUCCCCAUCACCAGGCUCCCCACUCUGGCCCAUCCCACCAUGUUCAUUCACCAUCUUUUCCUCCACCUCCACCCCCUUCUUAUGUGCAUCAUCAUCACCCAUCCCACCUGCUUCUUAACCCCUCCAAAUUUCACAAGAAGAAACAUAAGCUACUUAGGCAAGAAUAUUUAGGUGGUGGUCGUUCAUCCAUGCUCUAUCCUGCCAUGUCGUCUGAGCUGUCAUUUGGCUGGCACCACAAACACAAGCAUAGGCACAAACAUCGUGAUCGUUGUGGAGAAGAGGAGGGUGAUGAUGGUGGUGGAGUUCUAGGUGGUAUAGGAGGCAGAGGUGUUGGAGGUGAGGGCUUGGGGGCUGGAAGAGGGGAAAGAGGGAGUGUAGAGUCCCUGCAGCACUGCCGGUUUGGACGAGAUGGCUCUGCUGACUCCCGAACUAACAAACAGUCAGCUUCUGCCAACUCCCCUUCCUCUUCCUCCUCUUCCUCUGCAGAAAGGUACAAGCGAAAAGAGGCCUCAAUGUCUUGUCUUGGGCCCUCACGACUGUCUUUGGGCACUGCAAGUCGGGGACAUCAUCCUGUUGACUCCUGGUUCAGAAUGGGAAGUUCUGAUACUGAUUACUCCAAACUCUCUAGAAACCAGUCUUUCUCAGGGUCUGGUGCAUUCUCUGAAGGACAUGUGCAAAAUCCAGUGGAUUGCUCAGAGAGUGACGAGGAAGAUGCUGCUUCCCCCAUUGAAGAGCCAGAGAUCAGCCAUCACACAAACCUGUUUGCAUCUGCACUAUCACGGACCUCCCUCAAAGGGAGUCGCAGCAAAAAAGGUGGACCAUUAGAGAGUCCCAGCCUUUCACGGUUGGACAGGACGGUUAGAAGGGAUCGUUCAACAUCUUCAGAGAAGAGAGAAAUUGGGAAUGCAUCUAGCUUGCAGAACAGAGUUGGCCAAUCCAGUGUUCCUGAUGUUUCUGAGGGUCUCCAUCAUCGACACCACCAUCACCACCACCCUCCUCUAUCCCUGUCACACUCUGCCUCUUGCCUGCCUCACUGCACUCUGGACCAGCCUGGAAACACAGCACCACUCCGGCCCUCCAGCCGCCAGGCUAGUCCGUCCACAUGCUCCUCCCAGCCUGCAUGCUGCAUUGAUUCCCCAACUUCACAUCUCUCCCACCGGCCCCCUCCCAAAAACAACCUGCUCCAUGUCAACAAGAUCCUCCGUGCAAAGAAGCUCCAGAGGCAAGCACGUACAGGGAACAACAUGGUGAAAAAACGGGGUCCAGGGCGUCCCCGCAAGAACCCGCUGCCCUCACCUCCUGCAACACCCCCACCACAGACUUCUGAACAAGACAACCACCCGUUACCUGAAAGGCACAGAGCAAGUGCACUCUGGGAGGCAGAUACUGUAGUUGAUGCCAUUGAGGCUGUAGUGCAGAACCAGCGCAAAAAGGGACGCAAGCGGAAGCACUGGGAAAGGGAGACUGAAGGAGGUGAUGAAGAAGAGGAUGAUCCGGAGGAGGAAAGACAAGUGGAGGACGAAGAAGAAGAAGACGAAGAACAAGAACAACAGUCAGCUGCUAGAGAAGACGAUGUGAUGUCGAGAGUUAGAACAGAAGGAGGCAGGCAAUGGUUGACUCAGGAAGAAGUGCACUGUUUUCGCAGUGCACUGGAGGGAAAACCUGAUGGCUCCCUAGAGCACCCAGGCCCUGCUACUUCGGAACCAACCCCAAACCUAUCAGUGACCAGCCAACGUGAGAAGAGAGUUGCUAGACCACCCAAAAAGAAGUUUCAAAAGGCGGGACUUUACUCUGAUGUGUACAAGACUGAUGAUCCUCGCAGUCAGCUGCUACAGCUAAAGAAAGAGAAGCUAGAAUACACUCCAGGUGAACAUGACUAUGGCCUUCUUCCUGCUCCCAUUCAUGUUGGGAAAUACUUGAGACAGAAACGCAUUGAUUUCCAGCUGCCUUACGACAUCCUGUGGCUUUGGAAACAUGAUCAGCUCUACAAGAGACCUGAUGUGCCUCUCUACAAGAAGAUCAGAUCCAAUGUCUAUGUGGAUGUGAAGCCUCUUUCUGGCUAUGAAGCCACUACCUGUAACUGCAGGUCGCCUGACGACUCUAGCGAAAAGGGCUGUCAAGAUGAUUGUCUAAACAGGAUGAUUUUUGCAGAGUGCGCUCCAAGUACAUGUCCGUGUUCCGAUCAGUGCGAUAACCAGCGGAUUCAGAAGCAUGAGUGGGUUCAGUGCCUCGAGCGCUUCCGGGCUGAGGGAAAGGGCUGGGGCAUCCGGACCAAGCAGCCCCUGCGUGCUGGCCAAUUUAUCAUCGAAUAUUUGGGAGAGGUGGUCAGCGAACAGGAGUUCAGGAGUCGCAUGAUGGAGCAGUACUUCUCCCACAGCGGCCACUACUGCCUGAAUCUGGACAGCGGCAUGGUCAUCGACAGCUACCGCAUGGGCAACGAGGCUCGCUUUGUCAACCACAGCUGCGAGCCCAACUGUGAGAUGCAGAAAUGGUCGGUGAAUGGAGUGUACCGAAUUGGUCUGUUUGCUCUGAAAGACAUCAACAGCGGAACUGAACUGACAUAUGACUACAACUUCCACUCCUUCAACACAGAGGAACAACAAGUCUGCAAGUGUGGCUCAGAGGGUUGCCGAGGCAUCAUUGGCGGCAAGAGCAAGCGAAUCAAUGGGCUGCCUGCUAAAGGGGCCGGAUCUGGAGGAGGAGCCCGGAGACUAGGAAGACUGAAAGAGAAACGCAAGUCCAAACAUUCACUGAAGAAGCGGGAGGAAGAGUCCAGUGACAGCAGCAAAUUUUACCAGCACCUUUUAAUGAAGCCCAUGUCAAACAGAGAGAGGAACUUUGUGCUAAAACAUCGGGUUUUUCUGCUGCGGAACUGGGAGAAGAUGCGGGAGAAACAGGAGCUUCUGAAGCGUGAGGGAGAGCGGGAGAGGGAGAACAGCGGUCUGUCUCUGUACACACGCUGGGGAGGAGUCAUCCGGGAUGAUGGAAACAUCAAAUCAGAUGUAUUUCUGACUCAGUUCUCAGCGCUGCAGACGUCCCGCUCUGUACGCACACGCAGACUUGCGGCAGCCGAGGAAAACACUGAAGUGACGCGCACCGCACGUCUGGCACACAUUUUCAAAGAGAUCUGCGAUAUGAUCACUAGCUACAAGGAUUCAUCUGGUCAGCCUCUUGCUGCUCCACUGCUUAACCUGCCUUCUAGGAAGAGGAACACACAGUACUAUGAGAAGGUCACCGACCCUUUAGAUCUCAGCACCAUAGAUAAGCAGAUCCUCACCGGACACUACAAAACCGUUGAGGCGUUUGAUGCGGACAUGCUCAAAGUGUUUCGCAAUGCUGAGAAGUACUAUGGGCGCAAGUCUGCUGUGGGCCGUGAUGUGUGCCGGCUGAGGAAGGCUUAUUAUGGUGCCCGUCAUGAGGCUGCUGUUCAGAUCGAUGAGAUUGUGGGUGAGACGGCAAGUGAAGCGGACAGCUCUGAUUCGCUGGAGAGAGACCACGCCCAUCACCAUGAAGGAGGGGGCAGCCAUGAUAAGGAUGAUGAUGUGAUCCGCUGCAUCUGUGGCAUGUACAAGGAUGAGGGACUCAUGAUCCAGUGCGAGAAGUGCAUGGUGUGGCAGCACUGUGAUUGUAUGCGUCUGGAGGCGGAUGUGGAGCAUUAUCUCUGUGAACAGUGUGACCCUCGUCCAGUGGACAGAGAGGUCCCAAUGGUGCCUCAACCCAGCUAUGCCCAAUCAGGAUUCAUCUAUUAUAUAUGCCUGCUUCGGGAUGACUUGCUGUUGCAUCAGGGCGAUUGUGUGUACCUCAUGCGGGACAGCAGACGCACAACAGAAGGUCAGCCGGUGCGUCAGUCGUACCGCCUCCUGUCUCACAUCAACAGAGACAAACUGGACAUCUUCCGUAUCGAGAAACUCUGGAAGAAUGAAAAAGGUGAGAGGUUUGCAUUUGGUCAUCAUUACUUUCGUCCUCAUGAGACUCAUCACUCCCCUUCCCGCCGCUUCUACCACAACGAGCUGUUUCGAGUGCCUCUGUAUGAGAUCAUCCCGCUGGAGGCGGUGGUGGGCACCUGCUGCGUGCUGGACCUCUACACUUACUGCAAGGGUCGUCCGAAAGGGGUAAAGGAGCAGGACGUUUACAUCUGCGACUACCGGCUAGAUAAAUCCGCACACCUGUUCUACAAGAUCCACCGCAACCGUUACCCAGUGUGCACGAAGCCCUACGCGUUUAACCACUUCCCCAAGAGACUGACACCCAAGAGGGACUUCUCUCCUCACUAUGUUCCAGAUAACUACAAGAGGAACGGCGGGCGCUCUGCUUGGAAGAGCGAGCGGCCCAAAGAUGAGGAGCCAUCAUCUUCCAGCACGUCCUGUGAGCGUCUGUCCUCCAGCUUCCCCAGAGAAGGAGAUGAGGAUGGAGGACGAGGAGCAGAGGGAGACACGGAGGCCACUCAGGAGGAGUCCAGCACUCCGGGACCUCAGAGACCCUUGCCACAGGAGAGCAGGACGGCUGGAGAGGAGGACGAGGCGGAGGAGGAAGAAGACGGAGAGAGGAGGAGAGAGAUGCAUGAGGAGGAGGAAGAGGAGGGAUGCAGAGAGAAAGCAGGAGCGCAGGAGCCCAUAGACGCACAGUGCUCCUCCUCCAUCUCCUCUUCUCCUCUUCAUCCCGCCAUCCUGGGCAGGAGAGAAGCGCAGAGAGAGCGGCUUAACAAGAUCCUGCUCGAUCUGCUGCACCGCGCGCCCACUAAGAACGCGAUAGACGUGACGUAUCUUCUUGAGGAAGGCUCAGGUCGUCGUCUGCGCAGACGGACGCUUGGACUGAGCGAAUUCAUUUGCAGAAAGUAACGCAGACCAACACACUCUGCCCGGCACCAUUGCAGAGCAGCAAGAAAAUACUGGACAUCCAGGAAGACACGUUCAUAUUUAUAUUUUGCAGUCAUGAAGAAACUCCGAGAGAGACCAGCCUAAGCUUCGUGCACUGAGGACAUGCAAUCCGAGAGGCGUCGGCCUUCAAAAGUACACGCAUAGGAACUAAAUUAUGAUCGAACGAAUCAUGAGGGAGCUCCGAAAUCACUGGUCAAACUUCUCCCAAGUUGUGUAAAGGAAGGCACGGUACUACGUUUAGCCUUCUUGCAGCUGCAAAUGAAAAAAACGAAACAAACAAGGGAGAACAGCGCCGCCUUGUGGUCUAAAGCGGGAUUGACUUAAAACGAAGAACAUAGGAGGAGGUGCAGUGUAGCGCACACACACACACUGCCCCCUAGACUGAGAAGAAAGAGAGACCUGAGAAAGAACAUUGGCUAACUGCACUUUUAACAACACGGACAUCAUUCGAGAUGUACGAAUGAGACACACUAACACUCAACGCAGUAUUGAUCAAUGCUGUACGAUAAAGCAAAACAAAUAAGUAUAUUACCUUCUUUUUUUAUUGGUUAUACUGUAAUUACGUUAGGAAUGGAGCACGACGGUUCAUAUUUGUGAGCUCGGGACUUGUGGACUGGGCUGGAAUGUUUCGCUUCUGUUAUCGUGGGCAUUGUGAUUGGUUAGAGUGGCUGCCAGCCCCGCCCCCCUUUUUUUUUUUUUUUUUUUUUUUUUUGAGACAAAAAGUAUUUAAAUUCACCAGCUCGAAAAAUAAAACAAAACAAACAUCUAGCGGUGGAGGCGCGCUGGCUUUAUAUAACGCCUUAGAAUGCCAUUAUCUUGAACGUUUUUUUGUUUUUUGGUAGUGUGUGAGAUUAUUUACGGUGUUUGUUGAGUGUGUGUGCGUGUGAGAGAGAAAAAGAGCCCAUUCGGAUGAUAUAAAUAUGAAAGAGGAAACAACUUAAGGGCUCGACAGCAGUUAAUUAACAGUUUAAUUCAUGAAUUCACAAGGAUUUAUCGUAUCAUGUGACGUCAUUUUUUUUGUGAGUGGCUUGUGAGGGAGGGUGGGAGGUUUUAGGGUCGAUGUUUUUCAUUUUCGGCUUUCGUUUCUUAUUUUAAUGGCCUUUCAGAAUGCCAUGGAGAAUGUUUAUAACAAAAAUCACAAUGAGAUUUCUGCCCUUAAUGCGUCAGCUAUGAUUUCAGAUCCCUUAAAUAGACAAAACUGACAAACGAACGUUGUAUAGUGCCAAGCUAUGUAUAUAUACAGACGGAAAAAUGUGAGAGAUGUCUCCAAAAGCAAUAUCUUGAUAAUGGAUUUUGUGUAUUGUAUUGUACAGGAUUCAGCCCUAUAUGUAUUAUUAUUAUUGUUAUUAUUAUUAUCAUUAUUAUUACGCGAUUUGUAACUUUACGAGAAGUGGACGAGACAUCAUGAUUAAUAAUCGCGACAAAUUUUCGAAUUUCUGAAACCGUCUUGUUACCCAAAACAUGAAUCGAGCGAAGAGGGAGAAUGGAUGUUUUUUUUUGUUUUGAAGGGGACAUCGCAGUGACCCCAAACCUGGCACCUGUCACUGUAAUAAUUAAUAUUAACAUUAUUAUAAUUAUUAUUAUUACGUUUUUGAGGAGAAAUAGAUAUAAUGUUCCUCGUUUUUUGCUGCAAAGUGUUGAACACUAAAAAAACAAACCAACAUAAAAAUGUAAAGUGAUAUUUUGGCAGGAAAAAAGAUGCUGUCAAGCCGAUAUCAUGUUCUUAAUCUCCUUUAUUUUAAUUUGUUGUCGUUUUUAAAUCCUUUUUGUUUAUUCGAACGAUAAAAGAUUGUUCUGUUUUUUUUUUUUGUGAUAGCGGUCAUAAAUAUAAUGCUUGUAUUUCUUGUAUUUGUGUGUUUUUCGUGUGAUCUGUUUAGUUCUUUUUAGACAAUCACAAAAUAAGAUGCAAGCAUUGUAUAUGGACAGACUGGCAGGCAUUUUGUGAUGUUGUGUACAGUUUGUCGAAACUUCUUCCACUCUGGUUCAAAGUUUGUAAUUAUAAAGUCAUGAAAAUGCUGUUGGUUUUUACUUUUUUUUUUUCUUCGUUUUAUAUUCUAUUUGUUUUGUUUGUUUGUUUUUUAAUAAAAAGCACUACAUUAUUGUGAAUAUACUUGCUUGUUGCUCAUACAUCUAGCAGAGAAUCUGUGAUGCCGUUCUUUACUAGCUCAUAACCAUUAUUACUCCAGGUAUACAGACAAAUCGUAUUUUAAUUGUAUGGACGGUCAAUACAUCUUCAAAUAAAGUGGAUUUUAACUAUUGCGUA